AUGGAUAUGUCCGUUACUGUCGGCAAUGCGAAACACAGUUUGAACUUCAAGUUGAUUUAUUCAUUCAUUACAGGAAGGAGCAUCACAUGCUUUGGCAAUAGGUCCCUCUCACUUCUUCACUCAACCAUUGCAGUCUGCCCUAAACAUGCAGAGUACUGGAUCACUGAAUUGUGGGAGUUUUUAAAGGAUCCGACCCAGGAGAGCUCCGCUCAACACCUUCAAAGUCUUCUUAGGGGCCUAGAGAUGUUUGAACCGUCAAAGUUAGAAGAAACUGUUGAUGUUUCUACUGGAAAACUUGUCGAGGAGGUUUUUGAGGAUAUCAUCAAUGUCACUUUCGACAUAGAAAAUUCUGUUGUGGAAUGCCACUGCAGCUCAACUUGGGAGAGGGAAGCUGCGGCUCGCGCACAGGUUCACGCCAUGGCCUAUGAAGCGUUGUCACAUUUUACUCGUCUUCUGCAAGGCAUAUGUAUUGUCAAUGUGGAGCUGCAGGAUAGCGGCGAUACGUCAACGUUUGUUCAGCGAACUGCUGGCGAAUGA
This is a messenger RNA of Akanthomyces muscarius, 537 nucleotides long. RefSeq lists its product as uncharacterized. The transcript has 4 exons. The record is from RefSeq and is a predicted model, not a curated record. The coding region runs from base 1 to 537 and encodes 178 amino acids. Lineage: Eukaryota; Fungi; Ascomycota; Sordariomycetes; Hypocreales; Cordycipitaceae.